Molecule: messenger RNA, 1219 nt
Organism: Musa acuminata AAA Group (dessert banana)
Lineage: Eukaryota; Viridiplantae; Streptophyta; Magnoliopsida; Zingiberales; Musaceae
Product: CBS domain-containing protein CBSX5-like
Exons: 2
Coding region: 79-1155 (358 amino acids)
Cellular component (GO): nucleus; cytoplasm
Source: RefSeq, a predicted model, not a curated record
GCCGCCCGUUUCGAACACCCGUGGCUCGUGACUCUUUUCGCUUCCUUUUUGACCACCGCUUGUUCCUGCCACCGUUGCAUGACAGUGAACUCCCUGCAGACCCGCGAGGUGUCGGACCUCUGCAUCGGUAAGCCGGCGACCAGGCCGCUCUCGCUCUCCGCCACCGUAGGCGACGCCCUCCUCGCCCUCAGGAGCGGCGGCAGCGACGACCGCCUCGUUAUCUGCACCGCCGACGGUCCCGCUCCCGAGAGGAAGGCCUGCGCCGGGAACGUGUGCUUGGUCGACGUCCUCUGCUACCUGUGCGCCGAGCAGAACCUCGACGCUCCCAUGGCCGCCCUCGGCGCGCCCGCCUCCGCCCUCCUUCCUCCAUUGACCGCCGCCUCCCUCGUCCGCCGCGUCGAGCCCAGCUGCAGCAUUCUGGAAGCACUCGACGCGAUUCUUGACGGGGCGCAGAGCCUGGUGGUGCCCAUCCGCGCCGCCGCAUCGCCGAGGAAGUUCACCUCCGGCUCCGCCGCCGAAUUAUGCUGGCUGACGCGGGAGGAUUUCGUCCGUUUCUUCCUCAACUCCAUCGCUCUCUUCUCGCCGGUCCCCGCCCUCUCCGUCACCGACCUCCGCCUCAUCGGCGAAAUCUCCCCGUUUACCCUGGCCCACUGCGACGAGCGCGUCGCCCCCGCCCUAGCUGCGCUCUCCGCCGGCGACCUGAUGACCUUUGUAGAUUGCGUCGGCGCCCCGCGGAAGUCCGCCAUGAGGUCCAUCAGGGCCCAAUUAAGGGCGAAGGGGCUGCUGGGCAUGCUCGAGCUUCUCGACGCCGACGUCUCCCCGCCAUUCUCGCCGUCGACGUCCUCGUCCGAGUCCGACGAUGAAUCCUCGCCAUCCUCCCCGCCCUUGUCGAACGGGAGGGGAAGGCCGAGGGUGACGAGGUCGGCGUGGCGGUCGGGGAGCUACUCAGCGAGGAUGGGGAGGCGGUCGGAGGAGGCGAUCGUGUGCCACCCUUGGAGCUCGCUGGUGGCCGUGAUGAUACAGGCAUUGGCGCAUCGAGUAAGCUACGUGUGGGUGGUCGAUGACGACGACUACUAUCUCGACGGGAUCGUCACGUUCUCCGACAUCCUUGAGGUCUUCCGGGAACAGCUAGAGCAGACAGGGACUUGCAUUUGAUGGCCAGAGAGUAACGCAUCUCUUGUGGAAUUAACGUAUGUGAAAAAGGCUGUCCUUAACCUUU